This is a messenger RNA of Atta colombica, 675 nucleotides long. Its product is annotated as odorant receptor 67a-like. NCBI's taxonomy places the organism in Eukaryota, Metazoa, Arthropoda, Insecta, Hymenoptera, Formicidae. The transcript has 5 exons. Gene Ontology annotation, biological process: detection of chemical stimulus involved in sensory perception of smell; sensory perception of smell. Gene Ontology annotation, molecular function: olfactory receptor activity; odorant binding. Gene Ontology annotation, cellular component: plasma membrane. The coding region runs from base 1 to 675 and encodes 224 amino acids. The record is from RefSeq and is a predicted model, not a curated record.
AUGCCUUAUAUAAUCUUAUGUACGAUCUCGCUGAUAGGCACUAUAAUUGGAGGAAUACUUUAUAUGUUAGAGGGCGCAAUACCUUAUGGGUUCGUGUGGGUACCUUGGGAAUGUACUUCGUUCCUUUUAUUCUGUUUUACGUCUCUUCAAGAGAUCGCAGCUGUGACUAUUGGCAUUAUUGUAAACAUUGCAACAGAAACUACGGUUUUAGGAUUUUGCUUGCAUAUAUGUGCAAGAUUCGAAAUUCUAAAUCAUCGCCUUCAGAGAAUGAUAAAAGGUGAGAAGGAAGGCAUGCGGAAAAAUUCAGUAAACAAUAUAAGCAGAUUAUCAAAAUACGUUUCCUUUCAUCUUUGUAUAAUCAGACUUGCUGAAAUGAUCAAUGAUGUGUUCAGUCCAGUUAUCUUCAUUCAAUUUUGCAUCAGUAUUUUGAUUUAUGUUUAUUGCUGGGCUGGCAACGAAGUUACACUUAAGGGUGUUGAAUUAGGUGAUGAGAUAUAUCAUAUGGAUUGGAUAUUAAUGACAAAAAACGAACAACUGGAUUUACUAAUGAUUAUGAAGCGCAGCACAAAACCCAUCAAAUUCACUAGCAGUUUUUUAGUAACACUGUCUUUGGAAUCUUAUAGCAAUCUUCUGAAAGCGACUUUCUCUGCAUUUAAUCUUUUGCAACAAUUGUAA